AUGGCUCGCUUUCCUUUUUCCAUGCCCGGCCGCAAGAAGUCGGCCCCCCAGCUUACACUCACCGAGCCCAUGAGCAAGGCGCACCGCGUCCUCGGCGCCACACCGCUCAGCAUCGACACACCGCCUCAUUGCGACGAUAACUCGUCCUCGGGCUUCAGCGACGCAAAUUCAGGUCCCAGGUCUUCGAGCUUUGCGGGAUCCUGGACCCGCGAAUUCGACGACACGCGUGCUCUCGAGACUGCAAGGUCCGACAAUGGCUGGGGAGACGAAUCCGACAUCAUCCCCCACCCAUUACGGGGUGGUGUCGGUGAUUACGCGGACGGCUAUGACUUGGGGAAAUCCGCCGAUUCCAGCAUGAUGCGGACAAGCCGCUCAUCGUCGACGAUUAGGUCGUGGUACGACAGGUCCAAGAUGCCGCUGGCGAUUUCCCAACAGACGUCCUCCUCGGCCAUGGCCAAAGGCGUGCCGACCAAAGCCGAGAGACUUUUGGAUGUCGGAGACUCUCACGCUUCCAGGCCCAAAAAGAAGCCGGGCAAGCUAGAUCUUGCAACCCUCGUUCCGGGACCACGGUUCCCCCCAAGGAGAGGCUCGCUUCCACACGCUCAAGUCGACGAGGCCCUCUUGGGGCCCGGGUACAUGACCAAAUCCCCCGCCAUGUUGACGCCCACGACACCAACAACACGGCGUCUCCAGGGACAUCCGGCCAGGGAAAGCCUCCGCUCCAACGGCGUGAAUGAAGGGUCUAGACCCGCCACCGAGGGAAGCAACCAGUGGGCACCCAACAACGCCCUCAGCGAACUGCCCGGCUUGUAUGACCACUACGAGCAAAUGUCGCUGAGGCAGAUCAUGAAGCACGAGCCAACACCGGAAAUUUCGCUGCCCACCUCGACUGAACAGGGGGCCAAGGCGCAGUCUUCAUCCAAGAGAAGCAGCAAGACAUAUGACUGGCUCCAUCAGGAUCCUAGUCCGGCGACGCCACGGACUGCCAUGUUCACUAAGCCUCUGGAGCCAUCGUCCCCAGUCAACUAUGCUGCCAGCGUAUCCAGCAGACACACGCGGGCGUCCAAGAUGUCCAAGACUGCGGACCAGGGUCUCAACGUCGCCGAUCUCCACCAGACUAGCGUUUUGGUUCUCUCGUCCGACUCGGAAGAUGACAAUGAGGACCUUGCUUCUUCCACGACGACCGCCACGACAGCCGCCACGACCACAACUGCUCCUAAGAGCCCAAUCGCCGUCUCGAUCAGACGACCCUCGACGGUCGAAGACGACCUUUCGUCCUUGGACUCUUCCCACCCGACUUCCAAGAGAGGUCGGGGCAGCGAGAAGCGUUCCAGCAAGUCAAGCAAGCGAACCAGCUUUGCGCCCUCAAAUACAUACAUCAUGGUCCACGAUGGCAAGGAACGAUCCAAGUCACUGCAUACAAGUUCCCGCGCGAACACCCCGCAAGGGAAUACUUCACAAGCCACGAGCCUCUCCUCUCGACGAGCGUCCAUCGCCUCAACGUACUCGGGCAACUCAGCAGUGACUUGGCACAGUCGGUCGGGAUACGUCAAGGAAGCACGAGCAGUAACGAUGCACCGGGCCCGGCGUCCGUCGAUCGUCGACUCGGAACAUGAUGAGCCCCAGUUCGACCACAACGUGUUCCAUCGCGAGUCCUUGUCCGGAUCCGCUCAUCAACUGACGCCUCCUUUGAGCCCUACGUCGGUUGACCACCGCGGCCGAACUGCCCAGUCUUCCAACGACGUACCAGCCAGCCACAGUCGCAUCAUGGCCGUCACGCGCCAGGAGGAACUAUUAUUGGCCGCAUUGCGGCAAAGACAGGACUCGUUUCGAUGCAAUGUUCUCGCGCAACUUCAAGAGAGUCAUGAGGAGGACGAGCAUGACUUGCCAAGGCCACGCAGAGGAUCUCAUUCGGAUCGGCGGUCAAAGGGGCAUCGAAGCAAGACCUCGCAAGGCACAGUCACCGGUCCCACGUUCGACUUCGGCUUUCCCGCGCCCCCCGGCUUUCGGAAUACGCGGGGCGGUCCGGUCGAGAAUAAAUCAGAUCGCCAUAGGUCUACCAGCCGUGGCUCAUCAAGCCGCCAGUCAAACGGCCGCCGCUCGGCAGUAACUCCGAGUCCGGAGGCACACAACUACGAUGUCGGGGCCUUCGCUCCGGCGCCCGGGCCUCGGGGUAUACCCCGCAAGGGCAGUGCAGGCUCGUUUGGGCAAGUGGAGGAGAUGUCGACCUAUUUCGACGACAUGGAACCGAGCCCAGAUAUGAGCGACAUUCAAGACUGGGACAACGCCCUGUCUGCAGGGUCUGAUGAUCCUAUCGUUGACAUCCCUUGGCCCAUGCACCACCAGGAGACGGCGAGCAAGCAUCGCAACCAUGGCCCGUCGGCGGGCCUGCAUUGCAUGCCGCGCAGAGACAGCCUCAUACGCCCGGGUGGCGAGCCGUUGGCGGGCGUGGAGGAAGAAAACAGCGAAGCCGAUGAGGACUUGCCCCGACCAGACAGCCCCAUCUCGCCGGAUUCCUUCCCCGCCGUGCCGGAGAAGAGGAUGACUCGCAGCAACAUGGUACGCCUUAGCGCAGUCGGGUCAGGCGCGCUCGGCGGCGUUGGGCUCGCUCACAUGAGUGAGCUGGGCUGGUGGGGAGACGAAGACUAA
Purpureocillium lilacinum is the source of this 2649-nucleotide messenger RNA. RefSeq lists its product as uncharacterized. The record is from RefSeq and is a predicted model, not a curated record. Lineage: Eukaryota; Fungi; Ascomycota; Sordariomycetes; Hypocreales; Ophiocordycipitaceae.